CUGGCCCCAUGCUGAACUGGGCUCCCAUUUUUCAUCCUAAAAUAGUUGGAGUGGGAACAUAUAAAACAGAAAGGGCAGAGCCUCUGAUCUUUUACUGGGCGUCCCUCUCGCACCCAUCAGCCAGUAACCAGCCAAGAUGGCAAUGAGCAGCAUCCUCAACGCUGAUGACAUCAAGAAAGCUCUAGAUGCAUUUGCAGUUGCUGACUCCUUUGAUUAUAAGAAGUUUUUCGACAUGGUGGGUCUGAAGGCCAAGUCUUCUGAUGACGUGAAGAAGGUCUUCACGGUGCUGGACGCCGACAACAGCGGCUUCAUAGAGGAGGAGGAGCUCAAAUUUGUCCUGAAGGGUUUUGCCAAAGAUGGCAGGGACCUGACAGACAAAGAAACCAAAGCAUUUUUAAAAGCAGCCGACAAGGACGGAGACGGCAAGAUUGGAGUCGAUGAAUUUGCUGCCCUGGUGAAAGAAUAAACGGUCACCUAAUGUGACUGACUAGCGCUCCAAGAUCACCUCCUAACCACCGCCACAUCCUGACACCCGCUGAGCCCCCUCUCUCCCUCCCCUCACCUACACUUCACCACCCCACCCUGACUCCCAGCCCACUAGACUGCAGCUGAUUCCUGCUACAAACACACACGCACACACACACACACACACUCCUGUGUUCGACCCCCUCACACCCACAUAUCCCCAAAUACCCCCCCAGCCGUAUUCAUCCUAUUUAUUUUAUCCUUUUUAUACAAACUGUUCUUGUUUCUGUGUAUAGAUAUAAAACUUGCCUGCAGGAAUAAACCUCACAUUUUAAAGCAUAAAGUAGAUAUUUAAAGAAAACUGAGAUUUUAAGAGAAAGUCCCUCAUUUCCUUCUGUAUUUCUGAUGUCAUGUCUUAUCUCUGUGUUUUUUCUUAGUCAACAGCUCCUCCUCUCACUUUCCUUCUUUCUUUUCCCCUUCUUUCAGUUUUUCCUCUUCUCUCUGUCGAUUCCACCCCAGGCUCUGUUCCCUACCUGCAUUUGCUCCCCUCUGCCACCACCCGCACCAUCACCCCCAUCCAUGCACCUAUCUAUUCAUAUCUGUCCAUCCCUUUCUCCUCUGGUAAUGAGCUGUUGUAAAACAUACCAAAAGAAGAAAGAGGUCAAGCUGUGAAAGAAUUAAAUAAAAUGAAGAAAACAAAGCCUCGAGAA
Toxotes jaculatrix (banded archerfish) is the source of this 1175-nucleotide messenger RNA. It is a transcript of the gene pvalb6, whose product is annotated as parvalbumin 6. Gene Ontology annotation, molecular function: calcium ion binding. Gene Ontology annotation, cellular component: nucleus; cytoplasm. NCBI's taxonomy places the organism in Eukaryota, Metazoa, Chordata, Actinopteri, Toxotidae. The coding region runs from base 137 to 466 and encodes 109 amino acids. The transcript has 5 exons. The record is from RefSeq and is a predicted model, not a curated record.